GUAGGUAAUUUGAAUCCAUUUUACUGUACGUAUUUUGGCUGGUGAUAAUUACCUUUCCAUCAAUGGUCAGGUUUAAGAGACUAUAUAUAUCACGAUUAUGGAGAGAGUAUCUCACAUUCUCACAUUAUGGAAGGAACUUCUCGAACACUUCCUUACAGCAUAAGCUUCGUUGGUCUACUUGGCAGUCAUUCUCUUGGUAUAAAUCCAAAGUUUAUGGCUACUGCGGUAGAUUUAGGAAGGGAAUUGAUAAGGCGAAAGAUUACACUUGCCUAUGGAGGAGGUAGUGUUGGCCUUCAAGGAGCUGUUGCUUCAACAGUCUUUACCAAUGGUGGUCUCGUUAGAGGUUUUAUUCCUGGGUACAUAGCAACACGACGUGUCUAUGGACCUACGUACGUUGUAGAGCAUACAGUUUCCAACAACUAUUACAAAUAUUUUGAGAUGAAUCAUGCCGUGGAAACUUUCAUCAUUCUUCCCGGGGGAGUUGACACUAUGGAAGGUUUGUUCACCUUGAUUUUGUGGGCUUCUGAAGGGUUACACAAUAGACCCAUUGGUCUCUUGAACAUUGACGGUUAUUUCAAUAACCUAAUCAAAUUUCUAGACGAUGCGGUGAGGCAGAACUUCAUGUCUUUGAGUCAGAGGAAACUUUUCAUUUCUUCUUCCUUUGUUGAUGAGCUUUUAGACAAACUAGAGUUUGCUAAAGCUUUCCCGGGUCCUGGGUCUAGUUAUGAUGAGUUUGCAAAUCCUGGGAGAUUAGACUUAGAAUUGCAUCUGUAGCAUUCCUCAUAUGAUCUAAGUUGUAUUUUGUGUUGAAAUGUAAUUAUCCAUAAAUAUUAUUCUAGGCU
Messenger RNA from Cuscuta campestris, 842 nucleotides. The record is from the annotation of a GenBank genome assembly. NCBI's taxonomy places the organism in Eukaryota, Viridiplantae, Streptophyta, Magnoliopsida, Solanales, Convolvulaceae.